AUGUUGAACUUAUAUUUCAAACAAAUAUGGUUGAUAACUUUAUUUUUAACAAUAUUUUUAUUUGAAGAAUAUCUAGCUCAAACUAUUUGUCCAAACAUGACUUGGUCACCUGAUGGAAUAACAAUUGCUGGUUCAUCAUUAGGCUUGUCAAACAACACUGCCGCAUAUCUUAAUAUGCCGCAAGACGUAUUCAUUGAUCAGAAUGGUACUCUCUAUGUCCUAGACAGUGGAAAUCUUCGGGUGCAACGUUUUUUUUCCAAUUCGACUAUUGGAACAACGAUCAUCGAUGGAACUUUUGGUUAUAAGCUCAAUCAAUUCUAUACUAUGGAUGGCAUUAGUGUAGAUCUUAGUGGAAAUAUUUAUAUUCUUGAUCAUGGAAAUGAACGUGUAACUAAAUGGAUACCUGGUGCAAUCAAUGGAAUAGUCGUCGCUGGUGGAAAUGAUAUGGGUAGUCGUAGUAAUCAACUAUAUCUUCCUUAUGGAUUUUUUAUGGAUCCCAUUACAUUAUUUAUUUGGAUUGCUGAUACAUAUAAUAAUCGCAUCGUUCGAUGGGAAUCUCCAUCAACAGGUAUUAUUGUUUGUGGAAGUAAUGGAACAAGAUCGGACCAAUUUUACUCACCAUUCGGACUAUUUGUUGAUACAAUUAAUUCGAACACGAUUUAUGUUGCAGAUUCAUUUAAUCAUCGAAUUCAAAUGUGGUUACAAGGAGCAACUAACGGCACAACAGUAGCUGGCCAAACAAGUGUUUGUGGUUCAGGGCUUAACCAACUAUGUUUUCCAUCGUCAGUCAUUAAAGACAAUAAUGGGAAUAUAUAUAUUACAGAUCAUUCGAACUGUCGUAUUAUGCGAUGGAAGAUAGGAUCAACUUCUGGUACGAUGAUAGCUGGAAUCAUAUAUUAUGGAACAUUGCCAAAUCAAUUGUAUUAUCCAUUCAAUGUUAAAUUUGAUC
Molecule: messenger RNA, 949 nt
Organism: Adineta steineri
Lineage: Eukaryota; Metazoa; Rotifera; Eurotatoria; Adinetida; Adinetidae
Source: the annotation of a GenBank genome assembly